AUGUCGUCAAUAAAUAUGCUGCCUACUUUAAUAGUACUAAAAAAAAAAAUAUCAGUAUCCUGAUUAUUUAAAAAAUAAGAUACUAUGCUUCCAUUCCUAUAAGAAGCUUAAACUUAUUAUAGCAUAUUAUGAUUAGUGCUGAUGGAAAUCAAAAAAAAACACCCAAACGAAUUUCUAUGACUCAGAGUAGAGCACAUAAAAAAUCAAACAACCCAGACAUCAGCGCAAUCAAAAUUCACGAGACCAAAAUUUUUGAAGAAGAAAAAAUUUCAUUAAGCUUCACACCAAAUUUUUCCUUUAAAAAAAACACUCGAUUCCAAGACGCCGCUUUGCCUUAUGGAUCAAAAAUAAAAAAUCAAUUCCCACUUUUAAAGACUAUAAAAUCAAUCAACAAGAAACAAACUGGUACAACACCUAAGCACAUUCCAGCAGCCGAAAGGCUUUUUGUUGCAGAUAUUGAUUACCCAGACAUUGUUUCAUGUUUAAAAUCAAGAGGCUGAAGAGAAUGCAAUGAUUUAAAUAGAGAUAGAUUUACAUUAAAAUUUGUGAAAAACGCAAAACUCCCUGAUUAUAUUAGGCCAAAUCAAAUUAUUAAUCACAUAGCACACAUAAAUGAAUUAUCGACAAAAGUGAAAAUCUGCAGAAAUUUAAAAAAAUUCCCAAUAUCUUAUGAUUUUUUCCCUGAGUGCUAUAUUGUAGGCCCAAAAGAUUCUCCAGAUGAGUUCAUAGAAGCUUUUAAGAAAAAUGAAGCUGAGUCAGUGUUAAAGCUAUAUAAAGAAAAUGCAAGCCAAGUAGUCAGUGAUGAUUUGAUAAAAGCAUUAAAAUUUUUGCAGAAAAAGCUAUCAAUAGAAGAAAAAAACCAAGAAAAUGCUGAUAAACAGGUAGAAGACUGCUUGAGAAUGCUUGAAACUGAUAAACAAUAUUCAAUUCAUGGUACUAAAAAUAUAUGAAUUGUUAAGCCUGGCUUCAAAUCACGAGGAAGAGAUAUUCUGCUUUAUAGAUCUCUUGACGAUAUUUUAGAAUACACCAAAAACAAUUCUUGGGUUAUACAAAAAUAUAUAGAAAACCCAUUAAUUAUCAAUAAACGCAAAUUUGAUAUACGGCAGUGGGUCUUAAUUACUUGUUUCAACACCUUUGAAAUAUUUUUCUAUAAGAAAUGUUAUUUACGUUUUUCAGUUAAAGAGUAUGAUUUAUCUGAAAUCGAUGAUUUAUAAGGAUCCCCCCCUCAUUUGUCCAAUUUUCUAGUCAAAAUUUUCAUAGGAAAAAAAAUUUCCAGGACCUCAUUUGUCCCAAAAUCUAGUCAAAAAUGAUUUGUCACAUUUUCUAGUCUUUUUUGGAUUAUUUCGAAUGUCCUAAAUUUAAGUUUUUUACCUUAAAAAUACUAGAAAAUGAUACAAUUGAGGUCCUGAAAUUUUUUUUUUUCUAUGAAAAUUUUGACUAGAAAAUUGGAUAAAAAAAACUAGAAAAAUGGACAAAUGACAAAAGACUAGAAAAUUGGACAAAUGAGGGGGGGAUCCUUAUAUACAUUUAACGAACAAUUCAAUCGCAAAAUAUAGUCCAUCAUUUAAAGCAGAAGACAGCAUGUGGCACAUUGAUCAAUUUAUAGAGUGGCUGAUUGAAGAAAAUAAAGAUGAUAUUUGGAAUAAAACCAUUUUGCCUGAUGUUAAAAAUAUCAUUAUAAAUACUGCUAAAUCUGCUAAAGCCAAAAUAUCGGCAAAGAAAAAUACAUUUGAACUGCUAGGGUUUGAUUUUAUGAUAGAUUCAAAUUUUAGGCCUUGGUUGAUUGAAGUUAAUACAAGCCCAGCAAUGGAUUAUAGUACAGUAAUUAAUAUUUAUUAUAAUUUAGCAUGAAUUGGCAUUAAAUUAUUAAUAUUUAGCAAUAAAAAGCAUUUAUUUCUGUUAGGGAUAGAAUAUUACCGAAGAACUCGUAAAAAAGGUGCUUCCUGAUACCAUGAAAGUGAUCCUUGAUCUUCCUUGCGACCCAAAUGCGUCAAUUGGAGAUUUUGAAAAAAUAGCAUCUUUUAUUAUCUAA
Molecule: messenger RNA, 2032 nt
Organism: Blepharisma stoltei
Lineage: Eukaryota; Ciliophora; Heterotrichea; Heterotrichida; Blepharismidae
Source: the annotation of a GenBank genome assembly